CGCAGUAGUUCGAGUUCGGUCGUCCGGUGGGAGACUUGGUUGUUGAAUGAUUUGAAGAUGGCUGAGGAGUUUGACGAUGUCGAGUUCCUUGCCGCAGAGUCAGCCUUCCAGCAAGCCUCCGGGGAAGCACAUGCCAGAAAUUCGGCAAGCAAUGCUCCCUCAACAUCAACCGUUGUUCAGCCGAAACCUCAAGCUCUACCAUCGAGACAAGGACCUUCGGCAAUCCUGGUCUCUACCCGUCAAAAAGGCAACCCAAUCUUAAACCAUGUCAAGUCACUACCGUGGGAAUAUUCUGACAUCCCUUGCGACUAUGUUUUGGGUGCCACCACAUGUGCACUCUUUUUAUCCCUCAAGUACCAUCGACUACAUCCAGAGUAUGUAUACAGUCGUAUUCGCCAGCUGGGGAAGCUUUAUAAUCUCCGUAUCUUGCUUACGAUGGUUGACAUCACCAACCACGAAGAAGCUCUGAAAGAACUGUCCAAAACUUCCAUGAUCAACAACCUGACCCUGGUCCUCUGUUGGUCAUCCCAGGAGGCUGGUCGGUACCUUGAGCUUUUCAAGUCCUAUGAGCAUGCGUCUGCCUCCUCAAUACGAGCUCACCAGGCUGAAACCUACAAGGAAAGCUUGACAGAGUUUGUUACAACCCCACGCACUAUUAACAAGACCGAUGCAGCAAGCUUAAUUUCCAAUUUUGGAUCGCUUCGGGCGGCAGUUAAUGCCCAGCCAGAAGAACUAGCAUUGGUGCCCGGCUGGGGUGAGAAGAAGAUUAGAGCAUGGACAACUACGGUUCGAGAGCCAUUCCGGGUGCGAAGGGCAGCCAAGUCUAGUGCUGCGUUGCUUAGGCAGGAGUCUUCUCUUUUCUCAAGUGCCGAUGGUACACCUCGUGGCCAAGAACCACACUUUCCUUCUAUCUCCGCUGGCACUACCCCGACAUUGAGCAAUCAGAACUCUGUCAGUGGGCCGCCGCAAGACGUUGAUGCUCUCACGAGUCGAAAACGUUCUCGUCUAGAGCAGAUGGAAAACGAUGAAAUCGAGGCCGACGAUGAAGCUGCCCUAAUGGCUCUUGCAGAAGCACAGUCAGAACUCACAGAUGCCGAAAAGCCAGAGAUUGUCAAAGCUGUCUCGCGGAAUGAGCCAGAACUGAGCGAUGGUGUCGCUGCAGCAUUGGCUAAAUUACGCCAGAAUACGUAGUCGAGAAAUGGGGACUCAUGGCCACCAGGAUCUUCGUGAUGAAGCCCAUAUACGUUUUCGUCUGAGCCACAAGGCGAAACCAACCUUCGCGUACUUUCGGCUCUGACUUCUCCCAUGGCAAGCUAGAUCUCGCUCCAGCCAGAGCGCACAUACCUGUGUGUCCCACUCGAGCGCCAUCGAUCCUGACUGGGAUUGGGUUGGGACUGGAUAUGAAGUUGGCCUCAGAUCUCGAUGAGGAUCGCCAAACAGGAGGCGUGGUUAAUUCGGACUUCGUCUACCGCUUUCCGAACGGCCCACCACUGGGCAUAGGACCCUGCACUUCACCACAUUGUGGUGGCAUUAUCCUCACGCUGCAUGCAAAAUAUACCGUGGAUCGCCGCCACGAUGAACUGUCGCAAAAGGCAAAUGAUUAUCAUUCCCGUCACUCGCUCGAUGCGAACAGUUGGCAUUGCUGGUCUCAGUAGCCGCGUCCUAUUCCGAGACAGGGAAUCAAUGAUACUUGGCACUGAGUAACCAUGCGCAAGAGACGUCGCUGCGAUAUAGCCGCAUUCUCAUUCGGUAUGGGUAAUGAUGCAAUACCAUGCGGUCGAUCGAUUAGCGAGGUUACCUUUGAAGUGAUCAUGCCACCCAUGAUACUCGGAAGGUUGUAGAUAGGAAAUCCAGCACACCACUUUUGAGAAGACCACUGGUUGUUGACGACUGCCCACUUCAGCAAUUGGACAGCAGGUAUGGCUUGGGCAGACAAUAUCCGGGUUGGGGUGAAUAAUCCGACUGUUCGGUCGAUGGUCAAGGCGAAUUUUCUCCUGCAUCACAGAUAAGGCUGAACGUAUCCGGCUGAACGUCUCCGGGUGGCGGUCAUAUUCGUGCGGCCCGGCCCCCGACCCCAACCUUUCAGCAGGUCUCGAUCGUUCUUCAUGCUGUCUCCGACUUCUAAUCUGGGAUAAGAGCGGCAUUGACUCGAUGCCCAUUUAUGCAGUCUACCUUCCCCACCAAGAAAGAGACAUUUAAUCAGAACGUGGCAUCAAUGGCUAAGACGUGUACGUAUCCAGCAUUUCUGUAUUUUUCUGUCAAUUCGGACUUAAUCCAGGAUUCUACAACCAGCAAACGGUUGGGAACUGAGGCGAUGGAGCCUUGGUAUUCCACGAUGCAGGACACUGGUUUGACGCACAAUCGCUUGUCAAGCUCAACCAAAGUGGCAACUGAAAAUGAAGAUGCAAACACAUCUCACUCAUUGGUUGCUGCAGGUGACGACUCGGCGAGCACGGUUCGACAAAAGAGUGCCGAUGGACUGGAUCCUUGAAGAUGAUCUCUGAUCCAUGACCAACUGGUACAGAUGAUGAUCUAUCCCCACUUUCUUUCACGGCAAAUGAAUGGGAAACCGAGUGAAUCAGGAAGUCGUAAGAGCUAGGGGCUGGUCUUAGCAUACACAAAAAACCAUCGGUUGUUGUGUCAGACAUGAGUAAUAGCCUAAGGGUAAGUAGUAGUACCCAGGGUGGAUACAACAAAAAUUGCCACCGGACCUCCAGAUACCCUUGUUAAGCGCCUUUCUAUUUGAGGUUGUAUCAGCGCAUAAUGGCCCCCGUUCAAAGAAAGAAACGAG
Messenger RNA from Exophiala mesophila, 2791 nucleotides. RefSeq lists its product as uncharacterized. The record is from RefSeq and is a predicted model, not a curated record. Gene Ontology annotation, biological process: meiotic mismatch repair; nucleotide-excision repair; mitotic recombination. Gene Ontology annotation, molecular function: damaged DNA binding; single-stranded DNA binding. Bases 58 to 1191 code for a protein of 377 amino acids. The transcript has a single exon. NCBI's taxonomy places the organism in Eukaryota, Fungi, Ascomycota, Eurotiomycetes, Chaetothyriales, Herpotrichiellaceae. Gene Ontology annotation, cellular component: nucleus; nucleotide-excision repair factor 1 complex; ERCC4-ERCC1 complex.